Messenger RNA from Siniperca chuatsi (mandarin fish), 1898 nucleotides. Its product is annotated as Kv channel-interacting protein 2-like. Gene Ontology annotation, molecular function: potassium channel regulator activity; calcium ion binding. The record is from RefSeq and is a predicted model, not a curated record. Gene Ontology annotation, biological process: regulation of potassium ion transmembrane transport. The transcript is spliced from 9 exons. Gene Ontology annotation, cellular component: voltage-gated potassium channel complex. NCBI's taxonomy places the organism in Eukaryota, Metazoa, Chordata, Actinopteri, Centrarchiformes, Sinipercidae. The coding region runs from base 411 to 1172 and encodes 253 amino acids.
UCUCUCUCUCUGUUCGACUCUCAGCUCGGACAGAUGCAGAUGCUCCAGCUGACAGCAGCGGGACUCUUUGUCAUUUUUGGAUGUUUUUUUGUUUGUUUGUUUGUUUGGUUUUUUUUGCACAUCCAGCAAAGUAAAGUCAUCAGAUUUCUCCAAAGCAGCUCCUGUAGAUCCACAUUGCAUCUGAACCUUAAACCCGCAGAUUCUCAAAGUGACUGUGGGCGAGCAGGGGCGCAGAGAGGCGAGCUUUGCGCGGACUUUGAUUUACGCUUUUGUCCAGUUUGCAGCCCGCACACGUUGAUGCUUGCAGAGAAGUGACAUGCAAACAGGAAUGAAGUAGACGAGCUGCGGCUCCGACGCACACACAGAUCCGGCAGGUUCGGCGCGGCGGUGUGGUAAGAACUGAAACAAACAUGAAAUCCAGGAGUCAGGACCAGAGUUUGUCUGACUCCAGAGAGCUGGACAGAUCUUACGACCCACUGACAGGUAAUCCACCAUCCAAACCCAAUAAAAAGACCAUAAAGCAGAGGCUCCUCAAACUGCUCCCCUGCUGUCGCUCUGGCUCCAGCCCUUCAAUUAAUCAAAGAAGUAUAACUGACGAGGCUGAACUGUCGACAGUGUGUUACAGACCGGAGGGGCUCGACCGUCUCGUACAGCAGACCAACUUCAGCAAGAAGGAGCUGCAGGUCCUCUACCGGGGGUUCAAAAAUGAGUGUCCCAGCGGUGUGGUGAAUGAAGAGACUUUUAAAAGCAUCUACUCCCAGUUCUUCCCUCACGGAGAUUCAAGUAUGUAUGCACAUUUCCUGUUUGAAGCUUUUGACACCCAUAACAACGGAGCGGUCAGCUUUGAGGACUUUGUUAUAAGUCUGUCCAUCAUCUUGAGAGGGUCCAUCACUGAUAAACUCCACUGGGCCUUUAAUCUGUAUGAUCUCAACAAAGACGGCUGCAUCACCAGAGAGGAGAUGACAGAUAUUAUGCACUCCAUCUAUGACAUGAUGGGGAAGUAUACCCACCCCAGCAUGAAGGAUAAUGCUCCCAAGGAGCAUGUUGACAACUUCUUCCAGAAAAUGGACAAGAACAACGACGGAGUGGUCACCAUCGAGGAGUUCUUGGAGACAUGCCAAAAGGAUGAAAACAUCAUGCAGUCCAUGCAUUUGUUUGACAAUGUGAUCUAAGGCUCAGUGGACACAGACAUGAGAUUUUCCCUCCUGCCUGAAGCUCAUCCACAGUUCUUCAACCCCCAGCCAGAAUGGACGGUGUUUCUUGGCCUGAACAGAGUGGUGCAGGGUGCAAACAUACUGAGGAUAUCUACCCCAAAACCACCUUUUAUUGUGAUUUUUUUAAAAUUAAAAGUGUAUAGGAAGGCAUCAAUAGAUGAAUUCUGUUGUUUUAAGAUCUUAUAUCAUGAUUGAAUGAGCUGUGCAGACUGAUUUGAACAAGCAUAUUUAAUGCUGUAGAGAAACAGCUCUAACAAUAAGCAUUGAUGAACAGGUGGCUCAAAAAACAACAGGAAACUGCCAUGGCCUCUUCACUUGUACAAAUGAUGACUAUUAACUUACCAUAUUUUCACUAUUGCAUGAAUGAAUGUGCAGACACAUGGAUGAAAAUGAAUAAUGCUUAAAAUGUUGCAGAGUAUCACACACUUUCUAUACUCACAGUUAUACUACAACGAAGGACGGCUCUAAUAAAGGGAUGAAGUUUGAAAUCAAGCAAUAAUCUUAAAGUAACAUGUUAUCAAACCUCUGUUCUCCACCAUUUAUUGUAAUACUGUGUAUUGUGUCUGCAUGAUGUGUCUGUUUUGACUGGCCAUUGAUAAUUAAAGUGUUAAUAUAUUUUCUAUAUGGACAUCGUAACAAUGAAGAUGAUGAAAUUGAAUAAAACCACAGAGUUACUAUGCAAAA